AGUCCACUAGAUGGCGGUAACACACCUCCCAGCUAGUUCCCAACCAGCACGAAGAAGUAACAGAAGAAGAAAAACUCGCCAAAGCGGAUUAUUUACUGUUGUUCUCGCGUGCUGAUCGAUUGUUUAUUAAUGAGGUCAAUCAGAAAUACGAACAAUUAUCGGUUCUCCAGCUGGAACGCCGGCUCGGUUCGCCGUUUUUAAGCCGUCCUGAGGCGGUAGAACCGGACAGAGAACUGGACAGUGGAACCGGAAGUAGAACCGGACAGUGAACUGGACAGUGGAACCGGAAGUAGAACCGGACAGUGAACUGGACAGUGGAACCGGAGAGAAACGAUGUGGGAUCAGACGCUGCUGUACUUCCUGAACCAGAACCGGAUACCGAGGAGAGACGCCGCCCAGCUGAGCUGGUCUCACGCGGUCAACAGCAGGUCGAGGCUCACCGAGGCUCUAACAGGAUCAUCUCAUAUGAUGGAGGCUGACGUCAUCAUGAGAGGUUACGAUCCCAAAGAGCCAAUCAUGGCUCAUCCUCCUGACACUGACAGUGACAUCACCCUGAGGGAGUGGCUGGAGGAGGUGAAGACACACCACCAGGGACUAAAACUGGACUUUAAGAGCCUGGAGGCGCUGUCUCCCUCUCUGGCUCUGCUGGUGAACUGGCUGGACGGUGCGAGCCAGCCUCUGUGGAUCAAUGCAGACAUCCUCUGUGGCCCUGGAGGCCAGGCCAGACCUGUGGAGGCCGAAGCGUUCCUCUCUGCUGUCUCAGCCCUCCCCGCUCACAUCGUGCUGUCUCUGGGCUGGACCACAGGGUGGACUGCUGGAGGACCAAACCCAGGUUACAGCUGGGACAUGGUCCAUCUAAUGGAGGAGAGGUGUAGGAACCUCAGACAUCCAAUCACCUUCCCAGUACGAGCCGCCCUACUGGCCCAGUCUUUCUCCCAGCUGUCCUGGCUGCUGCAGCAGUCGGACCGAUACUCUCUGACCGUGUGGACCGGACACAGUGAUGAGUUCAGAGCUCAGGACCUGCUGGCCUACAGGGAAGAGUUUGAUGUGAGCCGGAUUUAUUACGACCUUCCGGAUUCUGUCAGAACGCAGCUGACGGCAGUGAGACAAUAACCGGAAGCAGCUGCUGGAUGGAGGUUUAACUUCUUGUGGUCCUCCAUGAACUCCCCCUGGUUCCUGGUCUGAGGAUCUAGGAGGAGUCCCUGUUCCUGGACCUUAGAAGUGAGGUUUUCCCUGAAGGAGACCAGGAGCCUCAUUUCUAAAGCUGGCGUAGGAACAAAAACCGGCGUACGCCAAAUAUAGUCAACUUCUGGGAUUUAUAAAAACCAAACUUGAUGGGAAAAUGUUCCUUCCUCCACGGCAACUCUGACUCAGGCGUACGCACAAAAUCUAGAGAAACGGGAAAAGGUGACACCACCGGUCCAGAAUAAAACCAAUGAUGUGAAAUGUGAGACAGCUGUACACAAUCCACUAUUACCUUCCACACCACAUGUUAGAUAUUAAAGCUGUUUGCAGAAAUGAAUAAAGA
Molecule: messenger RNA, 1528 nt
Organism: Melanotaenia boesemani (Boeseman's rainbowfish)
Lineage: Eukaryota; Metazoa; Chordata; Actinopteri; Atheriniformes; Melanotaeniidae
Gene: fam151b
Product: family with sequence similarity 151 member B
Exons: 5
Coding region: 334-1113 (259 amino acids)
Source: RefSeq, a predicted model, not a curated record